Messenger RNA from Bipolaris sorokiniana ND90Pr, 869 nucleotides. RefSeq lists its product as uncharacterized. The record is from RefSeq and is a predicted model, not a curated record. Lineage: Eukaryota; Fungi; Ascomycota; Dothideomycetes; Pleosporales; Pleosporaceae. The transcript has 2 exons. Bases 28 to 762 code for a protein of 244 amino acids.
CAACCCUGUUCAGCCCUAUAAUUCACUAUGGAUCUUGUUCAAACUGUACGCAAAGAAGGCAGCCGUGGUGGCCGCGGUGAUUUCAAAUGGGAGGAUGUCAAGAACGAUGCGCAACGUGAAAACUAUCUUGGUCACUCGGUCAUGGCGCCUGUUGGGCGUUGGCAACAAGGCCGCGACCUUGGUUGGUAUGCGAAAGGCGACGCUGAAUCCAAAGAGGCCGAAGCAUCGCGUAUCAAGGAAGAGAAGCGGAAACUGAAGGAGGCAGAGGAAGACGCGAUGCUUGCUGCCAUGGGCCUCCCAGUGCCAGUGCGAAACAACGCAAACCUGACGCCGUUAGGUGAAAAGGCUCACGAGGCUGAUGUUAAGGAUAAAAUAGAGGAGAAGGCCCAGGAGGGCGAGGAUGAGGACCGAGCGAAGAGGAGGGAGAAGAAGGAGCGUUCCAGGAGGCACAGGGACGACGACGGAGAGCGGAGGAGACGUCAUCGGACACGAAGCCGUUCACGAGACCGAGAGCGACGCCACAGACACCGAGACCGUUCACGCUCGCGCGAGCGCGACAGGCGUAGAGAUGAUGACCGAGAUGACCGACGUAGGCAUCGAUCAAGGAGCCGUGAGCAUAAGCGACGAGAAGACCGUCCAGAACGUAGGCGCGAACGCGAUACAGAUGGCAAACGAUCAAGAUCGCGCUCGAGGGAUCGCAAACGUCACAGAGAGACUCGAAGCAAGUCUCCAUACGAUAGAAAUGAGAGGCGGCGUGGUUGAAAUAUCUAUCUCACGUGGGCAAACUUAACCACGGAAUUAUUUGCCAACUGCUUAUUUUCGUAGAUAACAUUAUUUCCGAGAUUGCAACUUUUUAGCAAUGUCAGACU